AGCACUUGUGGCUGCACCAUGACACUGACUGCCCACCUCUCCUACUUUCUGGUCCUGUUGUUAGCGGGCCCAGGCCUCAGUGACUCCCUCACCACCAAGGAUGCAGGUCCCCAGCCACUGGAGCUGAAAGAAGUCUUCAAGCUGUUCCAGAUCCGGUUCAACCGAAGUUACUGGAACCCAGCAGAGUACACUCGCCGUCUGAGCAUCUUUGCCCACAACCUGGCUCAGGCUCAAAGGCUACAGCAAGAAGACUUGGGUACAGCUGAGUUUGGAGAGACUCCAUUCAGUGACCUCACAGAGGAGGAGUUUGGCCAGUUAUACGGUCAGGAGAGGUCACCAGAAAGGAUCCCCAACAUGGUCAAAAAGGUAGAGUCUAACAUGUGGGGGAGAUCUGUGCCCCGCACCUGUGACUGGCGUAAAGCAAAGAACAUUAUCUCGUCGAUCAAGAACCAGGAAAGCUGCAAAUGCUGCUGGGCCAUGGCGGCUGCCGACAACAUCCAGGCUCUGUGGCGCAUCAAAUACCAGCAGCUUGUGGACGUCUCUGUGCAGGAGCUGCUGGACUGUGAACGCUGUGGAAAUGGUUGCAAUGGUGGCUUCGUGUGGGACGCAUAUCUAACUGUCCUCAACAACAGUGGCCUGGCCAGUGAAAAGGAUUACCCAUUCCAGGGGGACAGAAAGCCUCACAGAUGCCUAGCCAAGAAGUACAAGAAGGUGGCCUGGAUCCAGGAUUUCACCAUGUUAUCCAAUAAUGAGCAGGCAAUUGCCCGCUACCUGGCUGUCCAUGGACCUAUCACCGUGACCAUCAACAUGAAACUACUCCAGCAUUACCAGAAGGGUGUCAUCAAGGCUACACCCAGCUCCUGUGACCCUCGGCAAGUGGACCACUCUGUCUUGCUAGUGGGUUUUGGCAAGGAGAAAGAGGGCAUGCAGACAGGGACAGUCUUGUCCCAUUCUCGAAAACGUCGCCACUCCUCCCCCUACUGGAUCCUGAAGAACUCCUGGGGAGCUCAGUGGGGCGAGAAGGGUUACUUCAGGCUGUAUCGGGGAAACAACACCUGUGGAAUCACCAAGUAUCCCUUCACAGCUCAAGUGGGCUCACCAGUUAAGAAGGCACCGAUCUCUUGUCCUCCCUGAAGCCAGCAGCCACUCUUCUGCUUCUCCCACAUGGCCACUGCCCCUUGUCAGCCCUGCCCACAUCCUCUCUGUAUGGCUUCAUAAACCAAGACUGCUCCGUGGCUCCUGAGUGGAUUGAGCUGGGGUGUGGAGAGGCGAGGUGGGGCUGGGAAGACCCAGUCUGUGCCAUGGUCUGGUCCCUAGGUGCUAGUACACACGUUCUCACAUCCUUAUGGGUGAGGGUGAUGGCACAGCACUUGAGCACACAUGUGUGAGCCCUUCAACCUGGAACAAGGACCAGUCUCCAAACUUA
Messenger RNA from Mus caroli (Ryukyu mouse), 1426 nucleotides. It is a transcript of the gene Ctsw, whose product is annotated as cathepsin W. Gene Ontology annotation, molecular function: cysteine-type peptidase activity. Gene Ontology annotation, biological process: proteolysis. The record is from RefSeq and is a predicted model, not a curated record. NCBI's taxonomy places the organism in Eukaryota, Metazoa, Chordata, Mammalia, Rodentia, Muridae.